This is a messenger RNA of Cutaneotrichosporon cavernicola, 1140 nucleotides long. RefSeq lists its product as uncharacterized. Gene Ontology annotation, biological process: maturation of SSU-rRNA from tricistronic rRNA transcript (SSU-rRNA, 5.8S rRNA, LSU-rRNA). NCBI's taxonomy places the organism in Eukaryota, Fungi, Basidiomycota, Tremellomycetes, Trichosporonales, Trichosporonaceae. The transcript is spliced from 3 exons. The record is from RefSeq and is a predicted model, not a curated record. The coding region runs from base 1 to 1140 and encodes 379 amino acids. Gene Ontology annotation, cellular component: nucleolus; 90S preribosome.
AUGCCUAGGAAACCUGCACUCAAGCGCCCACCGCCCAAGUUCGCGGACGACGACGACAUCCUCGACCCCGACUCGGAAGAGGACGAGUUUACCGACUACGUCGCGACCUCGCGUCGGCCAGCCGCCUCUUCCGAAGACGACGACGAAGGUUCUGACGGGUCAGAUGCCGAGUUCGACUCGGAGGACGAGGGUGAUGGCGUGGGCAUGUACGAGGCAGACGAGUGGGACGCUGCUGAUUCCGAUUCCGACUCGGAACCCGAAGACGAGGACACCACAAAGCUACGUAAGCUCAAGAAGGGCCUGGACGAUAUCCCCCUCGACACGCUCAUGCGCGUACAGGCUCGCAUGGGGGUUGCGUCCACCCAGCCGGUCGGGCGCGAGGAGAAACUCGCCAAGGCUAAAGCCAAGUUGGCUGCCAUGCAGCGGGCCAAGGGCAAGGCUUUGGGGGUCGAGGAUGAGGAGGCGCCGCGGAGGAAGAAACGGUUUGAGAGCGAGAGCGAGAACGAAAGUGACGAGGACCUGUCCCGGAGCAACAAGCAUGCUCCCGUCGCCAUGUCGUCGAAAAAGCAAGUCUCGCGCCGCCGGGGUGUGAUUGAUGUUCCCCGCGCCGAACGCCGCGACCCCCGUUUCUCCUCCAUCUCAGCUGAGAAAGCCAACGCCGACGUCCAUGCCAAACGCUACGCAUUUGUGCCCGAACUCCUCGACGCCGAGGUCAAGAGCCUGUACACCCAAGUCGUUGCCGCCAAGAAGGCCGAGAAGGCGUGCAAGCUUGUCGACAAGCCCCGCUUCACCGAGGCCAGGGAGGAGAUUGAGCGCGAGCUUGCGCAGGUUCGCACGCGCUUGGAUCGGGCACGAACGGAACAGCGCGAGCGGGAGGUGCUUGCCAAGCUUAGGGGAGAGGAGAAUGCGCGCCGGAAAGAGGGUAAGGGAGCUUGGUAUCUCAAGAAGAGCGAGAAGAAGGACUUGCUCCUCCAGGCCCGGUUUGAGGCUAUUGAGAAGAAGGGCGGGGCGAGGGCCGUUAAGAAGGUCGUUGAGAAGAAGAGGAAGAAGGUGGCCGGCAAAGAGAAGAAGAGCCGGCCGUUCAAAGCGGGUGGGUUUGCCGAGGGCGGAAGCGGAGAGAAGCGCCGCCGUGUCGGGUAG